Messenger RNA from Vidua macroura (Pin-tailed whydah), 2725 nucleotides. RefSeq names its product probable G-protein coupled receptor 141. The record is from RefSeq and is a predicted model, not a curated record. Gene Ontology annotation, cellular component: membrane. Lineage: Eukaryota; Metazoa; Chordata; Aves; Passeriformes; Viduidae. Gene Ontology annotation, biological process: G protein-coupled receptor signaling pathway. Gene Ontology annotation, molecular function: G protein-coupled receptor activity; oxysterol binding. The transcript has a single exon. Bases 1 to 870 code for a protein of 289 amino acids.
AUGAGGAUGUUUAACAGCUGCAUAACCCAACAGAAUCAUUCCUCCAAUGACACAGUGCUGGACGCCUCAGAGAAACUCCACACUGUUCUGAUAGUCCUGUACAUCAUCAACCUGGCUGGCGGCACCCUCGGAGUCAUCAUGAUGUCCCAGCAGUUGUUUCAAAGAAGAUCACAGUCUGUGAUGACCAUUAUGAUCAUCAGCCUCCUGGUGCUGCACAGUGUCAUGCUCCUCAGCAUCCCCUUCCGCCUCAGCUACUACAUUUUGGGGGAGUGGAAAUUUGGGAGGUUCGCCUGCAGGCUGGCGAGCGCCAUCAUCUACCUGCACAUGUACACCACCUUCGCCUUUUACAUGGCCAUCAUCAUAGCCCGCCUCCUCCACCUGGAGUUUCGGAAGUGCUACAUCGCGGCCUGGGUGGGGGCUGUCUGGCUGCUGGGAGCACUGGUGAUCACACCUGUUCUCCUCUCCUACUACGGCACCUCAAAGACAUACCACUCCUCCGAGUGCUUCCAGUUCCACAGGGAGCUGCAGGAGGUUCACAUGGUGAUCGUCAACUACUGCCUGGUUGGGAUUUUGGUGGCAGUGUGUGCUGUGCUCACCGGAAUCCAGCUGACUGUGAUCUACAGAGUAGCCAUGAAAUACUGGCCUGACAUUAACUCUCACGUGGAAUUCAGGGCUCAGGCAAAGAGUUUCUUCUUCAUCUUGGUAACAUUAGUCUGCUUUAUGCCUCAUCAUGUAUUUAGAGUAUAUUACAUCCAAAACUACGACCUUGAUAAAGACCAUAGACUACUCCUAUACAAUGAGGUUUUUUUAGCUUUAACAACAAUGUGCUGUCUGGAUAUGUUGUGCUUCAUAGCAGGAAUAGCCCACUGAACUGUGAGCUACCAGGAAGUCCAGCUGCAGUGUGUCAAUACUGGCUUUUGAGAGAAAUAAAACUGUGUUGGGAUUUUCCUGAGCUAGGAAGACUGGUGAGUUUAUGGCAUGCCUCUAGAGGUCCACAGCAUCGUUUGGCUUUUGCAGGCCAGUAAGAGUCCUCUUUCACAAGCUACUCUUUUUUAUCUUCUCUCUAGAAGGCAGGCACACUUGAGUCUUACUCUAGUCUUGACCUAAGAGUCAUGCCCUCAAGCUUCAUUAAGAUUUUCCUUAGCUGUCCUUCUCUAGCACUUACAGCACAAGUAUCCAUUCCUUUGUAAUUUUUUCCUCAAAGUGUCUCAGUAACCACAAUCCAUUGUGGCCAGUAAAUUCUCUUCUCUGAAGGUCUAACUUCUUCUGGCAAUUGUGAUACUGAAGGGAAGAUCUGGAAAAAAGAAAUUCCUUUACAGGAUAUUUGUACUAGUGAUUUUAGAUAGCAAGGACAUAAACUCUACUCAAAUGAGAAGUAUUCCUAGAAUCACGGAAUGGGUCGGAUCGGAAGAGACCACCGUGGGUCAUCUGGUCCAACCUCCCUUUGUAUAAUUUAUACAAAGUAUAUAUUAAAUUAAAUUAUGUGCAAGCUUAUCAUUAUCAAAACUUCAUCUUUACUUAUGUCAUUCCAAAUCCACAAGGAGCUCUGAAUUGUGUUAAUUAUUUAUUUAGAGUGAAUGAGAACAGAACAGGAUUCAAAACUUCUGCCUUCGUCACUCUCCCAUCAGGACUGGAUUUGUUAUCUCUUAGGUCCAUUGUAGUUGAAAAAGUUGCUGUUCUUCCAUAACUGGAUCUGGAAUUCAGUUGAGGGGAAAGAUCAGACCCUCUCCAGGACAAGGAAAUACUUUAUUAGCCUUCAAAAACCUUUGAUGUCUGGUCAUUUUCAGUUGUCUGUUGAUUUAUUAUCAGAUGCCAUAUUUUUUCCAUUUAUGCAUAUAACAAAAGAGAACCAGAAUAAACUUACUGAACAGUGCUUAAUCAGUUCUGCAUAAGCUUGUGUAUGUGUAUACAGACUUGUUCUGAAGUAUAUAUUUUCUCCAUUAGAUAGAUUAUAUUCUGUGGGAAUCACAUCUGUUUUGUGAAUCUCUGUUUUAUCUUCAUGAUUCAAAAGUUCUUUUUAAUGAUUCAUUCUUCCUGGUCUGCUCAGAGCAGAAGGUCUCUAACCCUUCUGUCGAAGGCCUCACAGUCAUUUGCUGCAUCCCAGCAGCUUGAGGCCAGAUUUCUCACACCACAGACUCCUAAGUCACACAAGGCUACACUUCCUUUUUUACAGCCCUAUAAGUUCCCAUAAUUUUUAGUCUGGCAAUCUUUGCUACAGAAAGUAGCAAAAAAGUAGAUCCCUGGAUUCAAAUGAAUUAAAGCUUGAUAUGGGAGGAUAAUAAAGUACACUUACAAAGUAAUGCUACUAAUACCUCAGACUGAUGGCAUUUCUUUGAAUGAAAAAACUUAUGCCUACUCUGUCAAUCCUGAAUAAACAUUUUUGCCUUGACAUUUCCAUAGAAAAAAUUUGUUGAAAACUCCUAUGGUUUCAGGUUCCUUUCUGCCUCUUUUAAAAAGUGUAAGGUGUCCAGGGCCCAGCAACAAGUCCUGAAAUCUGAAAAUCCUGGUCUGAUGGCUUCCUCUGGAGUUACCAUGUCCAUUCCUAUUCAAAAAACAGUUUGAUCAGCCCAUGAUUUUCAAAGGCAGCAGACAGAGCUAGAGUUUAGUAUCACAGAGAUGAAGUAUAAAGGGAGAGAUUUUUAAAGUUGGGUCUACCAAAACUUUUAGAAAAACUGGCAAAGUUGCAGAUGAUGCAACAAGUACACUGUUUUUCCCUUACUGUACU